AGCCUGUGCACUACUACUUGCAUUCCGUAUUUCUGCGCCUUGUGUGAUGGCGGCCCACUGAUUGUUGACCUGGCUACAGAUCCAGAGGUCUGACGUUAAAAGAGAAAAAUAAUAGCAUUCUGCAUUGUACAGAUAGAAACGUUCUCUUAUAACGAUGGCUGCUGCUAAUGCAUCGCCAGUUCACCUCGGUCGGACCCAUGGCCAGGCCCAGCAGCGAAUUCAGACUUCCGGAGGGGUCAACGCCAGUAGCGGCCAACACCCAUGGUCAAGCGUCCCACAUCACCUUCCAGGGGUCAACAAUGGGACCGUCAUGCCAGGCUACAGAAACAGGGACCCGUACGUAGCGGAAGAUAUCGACAUGUACGGCCCAAGUAGGACUAACCUCCCUGGCCAGCAAUUUCAGCAAAGCUCACCGGAAAACCACAAGGUGACCCAAAGGCGCUCGACGAAGCGAUCACAAAGUCCAAACUCUGAUGAAAACUAUGAGACACAUCAUCUCAGGGCGCAGUUAGGAGGGUUAGGGGUACUUCAAGAACUUCUUGAGGAUCAAAGAAACGAAAUUAAAGAUUUGCAAGAGUGUUUGGAGUUUCUUGUAAAAGUCACAGAGGAGAAUGGUGUUUUUGUGGAUCCGGCUUUGCUUGACAAACUUGAUAAAGUGAGAGUGGGCAGUGUUACUUUGUCGGAAGCUCAGUGGUCUGUUGAACUGAAGAGACCACCUCCACUAUCGAUGCUGACACAAGCAGAUGGAAGGGACCAAACUACAAGAUUAAAGGAGCAGCUCAAAGCCAAAGACAAUAAAAUCCAGAAUCUUGAGAAGAAAAUUAUCGAGCUGCGGGAGGAGCUUCAGCUGUCAUCAGAUGAGAAGUCACAGGAGAUAGCCAGGUUACAGGCUCAGCUACAUGUCUAUUCCGAGGAUGGUCAGACCUCCAAGAAUCUUUGCCAAUCCUUGACAGGAGAAGCAGAAGUUCUGAGGCACAGGCUUCAGGCCGUGAUCAAGGAAUGUCAGGGACUUACCUCGGAGCUAAAGGACUUCAAGAGGAAUACGCUCCCCGGCGGCCAGGUUGAGUCCACACCAGGCAUGAUGGACACCCCGGUGAGCGUAGAGAACCAACUGAAGAUCACAAAGAGACAGCUGGAGCAGCUGGAGCAGGAGAAGAAGCAGCUCUCCGACCAAUUCAAGGAGGUGACCAGGAUGAACAAACGUUGGCAGAGGUACAGUCAGCAGCAGGAUGUGGCCAAAGGAGAACUGACCCAAACUAAUACUGAUUUGAACAACAAGAAUAAGGUCUUAGAAGUGCAGUGCAGAGACUACGAAGAACUGAUGAGCAAACUUCAGAGACAGAGCCAGGAGAACGAGGAUUGCACGAGGCACCGACGCGUCGACAAGACGGAAGCGGCGCACAAGGACGACAUCAUCAGAAGACUUCAGAAGGAGGUCAUUGACCUCGAACAUGAUGUCAGGCAAACUAGGCGAGACAGCAGGAAGUAUGACACCGAGGUCGUGAAACAACAGCUCAAGCAGUAUACUGAAGAUUUCCAGAAAGAACAUAUCGAGAAGGAAAAACUGAAGAGAGAGAACGCCAUCUUGAAUAGGAACUCCCUGGAAGCUGAAGAACUUGUCCGCCAGCUGAGUAAACAACUUGAAGGGACAAAGAGAGAGAAGCAUCAACUUCAGAGAGAGAACCAACAGCUGCUGGCAGAUAGGAGAAUGAAUGCUGGUUACCUACAUGUACUGCCAGAUAACCUUCAUAGAGAGAGGAGAGAACUGACUCCCCAUGGCAUGGGUCAGAAUCACUCGGUCAUCUCGUUGGACAACUUCCCCACCCUGCCCAAAGACGUCCAGCACGACGGGCCCUUCAACCACCCCCACUCUGCCCCCUCCCGCUCCCUUGCAUCCCUCUCCAUGAUCUCACCUCCCAUCUCUCCUCCCGUCCCAUCCCCAACCCCAUCCCCGUCGGACAAAGACUCGGUGGACUGCGGGGUCAAAGGUCAGAAGUCGUCCUGUAGCGACGAGGAACCUCUGCAGUGCCCUCGAUGCCUGAGGGAAUUCCCUGUCGUGAAACAUUCAGAUUUCAUGAGGCAUAUAGAGCAGUGUCUCGACCAGUGAUAAAGGCUUGACAGGUGAUGUAGGGAGAGUACUUUUACAAAAGGAAGCAAGAAACAUCUCAAAUCUCUACAAAUUAUGUUGAAAAAUAUGUCACCUCGACAUUGCAAUCGAGUUUCCAAAUAUCAGUCACAAAUUUAACUUUAAAAAAUAUGUGUCAAAUUUCAACUGUAGUGUCCCUUUCCCAUACUCAUCUUUGAUGUUGUUGAUGAUAAUCAUAAUCAUCAUUAGCCAAAAUUCUUUGAAAAUUUGAGUGGUUCAAACUGCUUGUGGUAAUGUUAAGGAUAAUAACAAAAUAUUAAGGACUAAAAGUAUGCUAUGUUGUUCUACAUAGACAUAUCCAAAUUUUACUCUCUUUAGAGAUACACCAAUCAUUUGGAAAUGCCCCUUGCUUUAUUAAAACAAAUGAAGUGUUUGAGAUUUGUGCAUUUUGUUUCUUGCUUCCUGUUUUCAAAGUACUCUCUCUACAUCACCAGUAAGCCAGUCUACUCUGACGUCCAAGUUGAUGAUGAGGUAAACUAGUUUUCAACCAGUCACCAUGUGUGUAUUGUCUGGAUCUAAAUUGGCAACACUCAUGGUGAAAUGAAAAUACCUAAAGUAGUCUCUUUAAAUAACGUAUAAUCUGGUAACAGGCAAAGAGAGAAUUUUUUAUAGGAAUGAAUCUAUUUUUCAAUGCUUGAAACUUAAUGUUAAAUUCAUUGGCAUUGAUAUGUGAUGUAUGGAUGUAUGUUAACAAUAAUUAAGAAUGAUAUAAGGAUUGGGAGAAGCCUCUGAAACAUAUAAAGAGAA
This is a messenger RNA of Strongylocentrotus purpuratus (purple sea urchin), 2893 nucleotides long. Its product is annotated as centrosomal protein of 55 kDa-like. The transcript is spliced from 8 exons. The coding region runs from base 155 to 2107 and encodes 650 amino acids. NCBI's taxonomy places the organism in Eukaryota, Metazoa, Echinodermata, Echinoidea, Camarodonta, Strongylocentrotidae. The record is from RefSeq and is a predicted model, not a curated record. Gene Ontology annotation, biological process: cellular response to lipopolysaccharide; regulation of transcription by RNA polymerase II.